AUGCUGUCUAUGGCGAUAGACAAUCACACAAAUAUAGAAUUCCUCAUUCUUCCAUUCUCCUCCAAGCCUGAUGAUAAACUUCUAAUUGUCUGUGUUUUCUCUACCGUUUACUUAUUGGGAAUUCUUAUGAAUUCAGUUGUUAUUGCAGUGAUCUGUCUGGAUGUGCAUCUAUACUCCCCAAUGUAUCUAUUCUUCUGUAACCUAUCGGUGAUAGACAUCUGCUACACCACAGUCGUUGUCCCUAAACUUCUACAUAUCCUGUUAUCGGGGAAUGGCUUGGUAUCCUUCACCCAAUGCUUCACCCAAAUGUACUUUUUCUUUACAGCAGCCAGUGCCGAGGUGAUACUUUUCUUUAUAAUGGGAUAUGAUCGAUACAUUGCGAUUUGUCAUCCCUUGCACUAUCACCAAAUCCUGAGUAUGAGGACCUGUACACUUAUUAUGGUCAUCAUGUGGGUUUGCGCCUUCAUAAACUCAUCAUUCUAUAUUAUUCCACUUCUGAAUGUAACAUUUGAUCGGGUGGUCAGUCUUCAUCAGUUCUUCUGUGAUGCUAUAACUGUAUAUAAUUCUUCCCAUGGUGGUGCCAAUGACUUUUUUGUUGUUAUCUGUAUAGAAUGUGUAUUAUUUGGGCUCUGCCCAUUCUUUUGCAAUUUGGUAUCAUAUAUUAAAAUCUUCUGUGUCAUUGCACAUAUUAAAUCCGAGGAAGGAAGAAGAAAAACCCUUUCCACGUGUUCUUCCCACCUCAUCGUCAUGAUGAUCUACUACUCUACAGGAGGAUCACACUUCAUGUCCUCCUUCUACCACACAGGAGAUCUACUCAACCAAGUCCUGUCCAUGUUCUACUCUACAGCUGUACCAAUGAUAAAUCCAAUUGUUUACAGUCUACGCAACAACGAAAUCAAGAAAGCUCUUCAGAGGUUUUGUUAA
This is a messenger RNA of Hyla sarda, 924 nucleotides long. Its product is annotated as olfactory receptor 2A14-like. The record is from RefSeq and is a predicted model, not a curated record. Gene Ontology annotation, molecular function: olfactory receptor activity; G protein-coupled receptor activity. The transcript has a single exon. Gene Ontology annotation, biological process: G protein-coupled receptor signaling pathway. Bases 1 to 924 code for a protein of 307 amino acids. Gene Ontology annotation, cellular component: membrane. Lineage: Eukaryota; Metazoa; Chordata; Amphibia; Anura; Hylidae.